Molecule: messenger RNA, 537 nt
Organism: Piliocolobus tephrosceles (Ugandan red Colobus)
Lineage: Eukaryota; Metazoa; Chordata; Mammalia; Primates; Cercopithecidae
Product: caytaxin
Exons: 4
Biological process (GO): apoptotic process
Cellular component (GO): cytoplasm
Source: RefSeq, a predicted model, not a curated record
CCAGGCAGAGACGAUUCUGCCUCUCCUCCCAACACGCUAAACUUCAACGGAGCGCAUCGUAAGAGGAAGACGCUGGUGGCCCCUGAUAUCAACAUUUCUCUGGAUCAGAGUGAGGGAUCCCUGCUGUCCGACGACUUCUUGGAUACCCCUGAUGACCUGGAUAUUAACGUGGAUGACAUUGAGACCCCCGAUGAGACGGACUCGCUGGAGUUCCUGGGGAAUGGCAACGAACUGGAGUGGGAAGAUGACACCCCCGUGGCCACCGCCAAGAACAUGCCUGGGGACAGCGCGGAUCUAUUUGGGGACGGCACGACGGAGGACGGCAGUGCCGCCAACGGGCGCCUGUGGCGGACAGUGAUCAUCGGGGAGCAAGAACACCGUAUAGACCUGCACAUGAUCCGGCCUUACAUGAAAGUGGUCACCCACGGAGGGUACUAUGGCGAAGGCCUCAACGCCAUCAUCGUCUUUGCAGCCUGCUUCCUUCCAGACAGCAGCCUCCCCGACUACCACUACAUCAUGGAGAACCUCUUCCUGUGA